This is a messenger RNA of Tuber melanosporum (Perigord truffle), 333 nucleotides long. RefSeq lists its product as uncharacterized. The transcript has 3 exons. Bases 172 to 333 code for a protein of 53 amino acids. NCBI's taxonomy places the organism in Eukaryota, Fungi, Ascomycota, Pezizomycetes, Pezizales, Tuberaceae. The record is from RefSeq and is a predicted model, not a curated record.
AUCAGUUUUAACCAGGAACAAUCCAAUUGUCUCGUCGAAAACUUGUGCGACAAUUAGUAAUGCCACAAAAUCAACCUGAUCGCUUUCACUUGUUCUCAUUCAGCUCUCCGUUUGAUUAUUCUAAUUAACUAAACGGUAAAGACAGGAAUAUAUAAAUUACAGGGAAGACCGAUGUCGCCCCAUAUUUCCCUUGAUUACCACAUAUACACUCUCGUCCAGACAAGCUUCAUAAAGGCUCUCACCGUCCGUAAACCCCGCUCCGUUCCUUUGACCCUCCCGUAUUACUUCCGGCGGGACAAUACCAAAACGACAAAACGAAACGGCGAUGACUAA